Molecule: messenger RNA, 2269 nt
Organism: Cadophora gregata
Lineage: Eukaryota; Fungi; Ascomycota; Leotiomycetes; Helotiales; Ploettnerulaceae
Exons: 1
Coding region: 366-2045 (559 amino acids)
Biological process (GO): lipid metabolic process
Molecular function (GO): phosphoric diester hydrolase activity
Source: RefSeq, a predicted model, not a curated record
AUCAGUUCUAACAUGCGCAGGGAUGAUUUUGGUCAUGGCCACGAAGAGUCAUGUAAGUGUAAAUUGAUCUUUGCAUCCAAGUCUGCAUGGGGAAGGUGACAGCACUCCUCGGGCCGACCCCUUCCCUUCCUGCCAGAUCAGGAGGGCCAUCAUUGGCCAUCAUUGGCCAUAAUUGCAGUAAAUGACAGCCGCUAGGUCUCUUUCUGAUUCACUUGCCAAUUCCCCUCCUUCAGAUCGCUGAGAGUCGCUUCGACCUUCAUAAGAUGACCUGGCUGCCCACUUGCACCACUCGCCCGGUGCUCUUCUGCAAUUCAAGUGGCACAAGGCCACUACGGAAGCUCAAGUGAGUUCUUGAGAAUAUCGAGAUGUACAAUUUCGUCCAUAUCUGGCUGUUCUGCUUGAUAUCUUCAUGCAGUGCUUCUCCACUUCUCAUUGCAGCAUCUCGCUCGACACAUGACAGUAUUUCCAACUGUACAUGCGGUACUCGCGCAGAAAGCGCGCAGUUAGUCGAUGUUUGUACAGGCCAGCCCAGUAACGGCAAUCCCACAAACAUACCUCCGGGCGAAAUCAAAGCCCAGAAAGCGUUGACCGAUACACAAGUCGCUUACCUCACCAUCGUGAACGGAUGCAACCAAGACUUCGAAUUCGUAGGGGCCAACCAAUGGCAAAUGAGAAACUGGGAUGGGCAGUGGGUGACGAUUCCAGCUGGAGAGUCUGCACAAUUCGACAUCAACUUCGUCCAAGGUCUUUUUGUGAAAGACAGCGACACAGGCGGCGAAGCCUACUUUCGGAUCAAGAACACGGAAAGGAAAUUCCACGUUUCUGCCGAUUAUGCCUCCAGCAUGUCUCCCAAGUUGAGAGCACGUAUCAGCUACGACGGACUCGGCACCAAGGAUACUCCGCAGGGAACAAUGUUUGACCUAGGCUUUCCGACCAAGAGGAACGGAAACACACUCGAAUGGGUCCUGACAGGAAGUGAGAGCUAUGGGUACUGGUCAAGUGCAAACCCGCCGGUAGCCUAUCUCCAUGCAAUGCUGGACGUUAUUGGGGAAAGGAAGCUCAAAUACGUGACUAUGAUUGGAAGUCACGAUGCAGGCAUGAGUGAAAUAGAUGGUUCUACGGCAUUUUCUACCUGGCAAAACACGCAAACGCAGUGGCUUGAUGUCUACGGACAGCUGGUGCGCGGCUCCCGCUGGUUCGACAUUCGCCCAUGUCUUGGGAAUAGUGGAAAGCAUAUGACGUGCCACUAUUCGGUGUCACCAAACGGGGCUGUUGGUUCCAACGGUCUUGAGGUGGACGAGAUUAUUUCGCAAAUCAACAGAUUCAUGGACGAGUACCCAGGAGAACUUGUCAUCAUCGACCUCAACAGUGAUUCUGGCUUCGACACAGACCAUCGUACUCCUGAGCAGUCAUACAACAGACUUACGGACGACCAGUGGAGAUCCAUCUGGCAGAAGUGGCGGGAUGGCAUCAAAAAACCAUGCAAAGGCUUUGACAGUGUCGCUCGUUUAGACGAUCUUACCAUGAAUCGGCUCAUUGGUGACGGCCAGGGGUGUGUGAUCACCCUAUUUCGCAGCAUUCCAGCAACGGAAGACGCAAAUAAGGGAUUUUACGGAUAUGGAAAGCUCAACGCAUAUAACAGAUAUGCCGAGACAGACGAUUAUGAGACGAUGCGCGCAGAUCAACUUUCAAAGCUGCAGCAGAACCGAAAACUCGGCAAAGAAGGCGAAAGUGGAACGAACGACGGAUUCUUUCUCUUAUCUUGGACCAUGACUCUGGGUGCCAAUGACAUCGUUACUCCUCUAGCUGACCGCGCUGCUAUUGCUCAGAGUAGCUUGUUUUGGUCGGGUUUCCAUGAGUUUACGCCAUACUCCUUUCCUAAUGUCAUUUAUGUAGAUUUCGUCGGGCAGCCGUAUCUACUUGAUCAGGGGAAGACCCAAGCCGAAUAUUUGAAGCAGACUGGAGGCCACCUUACAGCUCUAGCUAUGGCUGUUAACUUGCAGAUUGCAAGCCAGAAUUGCUAUAUUGGCGGUGGCAAGAUAUAAGAGAGUAGCACAAAAUAAAGCCGUUUCUAAACUAUAACGCCAACAGAUCUUGUAAAAGGGUCCUUUAAGCUAGCAACUUCGUUUCUAUUUCCACAACUAGCUAAUCGCUCUUAUCAUCACCUCUACUAUAGUAAAUAUGCUAGCACUAACAAGUAUAACUCUUAAAAGAGUUUGUCUAAUUUCCUUCUAAAAACCCCUUGACCCCUCUACUUGAAAUAUCUACC